UGUUUUAUCAGAUCCACCUGGGAAUCCUUAUUUCAAAUAUGAAUAUAGCAAUGGAACAAAGGUCAGUACUCAAAAUAUGAUAGACGUUGUAGCAGGAGACUCGUUUUUAAUACAUUGCAAUGCUGCAGGAAAUCCAAUACCGACAUACAAAUGGGACAGUAAUGAAGGCAACGGUAUUUUAAAGAUAACUUCAGUUACUUCCGAUAUAAAUAAAACAUGCCAUGCAAAGAACAUAAUGGAGGAAACAGUCGGUGAAAGUCGAACAGUAUCGACAUCUGCCUCAUUUUUUAUUAGGGUUCUUCAUGCGCCAUACAUUCCUACGAUCACGAUUUCGAACGGAACGAGGCAAUUAAACAUUACAGCAGCGACUAUCCAAUUAAGAGAAACAGACAACAUCAAUAUGACCUGUUUUUCUGAAGGAAAACCUCUCCCAAAAUACACCUGGGAUAGCCACAAUGAUCAAAUACAAGGACGUAAACGUCAAUUUACAAAUAUUAACCGAAAGGAUGCCGGGAAUUACACGUGUUAUGCGAGUAACUUGAUGAAACGCACUUUUGGUGACACUGAACAAGGGAUGAACGUUUCCAGCUUGUUUCUCGACAUAAUGUAUCCAUCAACUCUUUUAUCACAAGACGACAUAAGUAUUCUCGAAGGAUCAGACCUUUAAUUUUUA
Ruditapes philippinarum (Manila clam) is the source of this 673-nucleotide messenger RNA. Its product is annotated as cell adhesion molecule 3-like. Gene Ontology annotation, cellular component: cell-cell junction. Gene Ontology annotation, biological process: cell-cell adhesion. The coding region runs from base 77 to 667 and encodes 196 amino acids. Lineage: Eukaryota; Metazoa; Mollusca; Bivalvia; Venerida; Veneridae. Gene Ontology annotation, molecular function: cell adhesion molecule binding. The record is from RefSeq and is a predicted model, not a curated record. The transcript is spliced from 3 exons.